This is a messenger RNA of Populus trichocarpa (black cottonwood), 9169 nucleotides long. RefSeq names its product trans-Golgi network-localized SYP41-interacting protein 1. The transcript has 10 exons. NCBI's taxonomy places the organism in Eukaryota, Viridiplantae, Streptophyta, Magnoliopsida, Malpighiales, Salicaceae. The record is from RefSeq and is a predicted model, not a curated record. The coding region runs from base 277 to 8703 and encodes 2808 amino acids.
UGGCUCCUGCUGCUCCCUCGACAUCUCACCUGCAGCAAGCAACAGAGGAAAAAGCUUUGCGUUAGAUCUACGAGAUUCAAAACCUAGCAAGCAAACGAACACACGCAGCAAAAUCAAGUCCUUUCCAAGCAAAUUCGCAACUAACUCCUCCAGAACCGAUACCAAUCUGAACCGAAAUCACAGAAGAAUCUGAUGGUGAGCGCGAGAAUUGGAGUAGGAGGAGGAGGUGUUUAGUGACAAGUAACGGUGGGGAGUAAAAACGGAGCGGAUCGGAGGAUGGACAAGAACAAGAGCCGUACCGAUCUGCUCGCCGCUGGUCGUAAAAAGCUUCAGCAAUUUCGCCAGAAGAAGGACAGUAAAGGCAGUAGCAGUAGCCAUGGAAGAUCCUCAAAAAAGUCUAGCACGUCGGAGAAUCAUGAAUCUGACGCUGAUGAAGCGUUGAGUACUGGAAAAGCAGCAGGAUUGAAACAGGUUCAUGAAUGGGAAGUUAAAUCUCAGAGUGAUCCUGAUUCGGGAAGGGUAGAUUCUUUGGUGUCUUCAUCUUCUGGGGCUCCUGAUCUUGAUCUUGAUGUUGUGGCUGUUGAUCUGCCUUCAAUUCCUCUGACACCUGAAACAAGAGUAGCCGAAACAGCUUUGGAUCAUGAUGCUGGCAGUGCUGCGGAGGAAGGUGGGGCUGAUGAGAAUCAUAUUGAUUCCUCAAAACCUGAUGAAGGGGAAAGUAGCCAGUCUAUUGAUGAUAAGGCUGCAAGAGUUGUUCCUUUAGGAAGCUCAGAUAUUCCAGAUUCUGAAGCAAAAACCAAACAUGAUGAUGCAUUUGUAAGCGUAGAUGUGUCAGCCCCUCAUAAAUUAAUUGAUACUAUGGAUGGCACAACUGUUACAGGUGAAACAGAGAGCCAAGAUGGGGAAGAUGGCAUGUGGCCAUUGCCACCACAAGAAGAUACCCCUGAUACAUCCUCGAUACAAGCAAGGGGAAAUCAGGUAACGGAUGAAGCUGAUGGUUUGGACUCAAAGCAUUUUGGUGGAAGCAGUGAUUUAGAGCUUGAAGGAGACAGGAGGCUUUCUUUCUCUGGGCGUGGUGAAAUUGCCAAAUGUGCUGGAGAGACAGCUUCAGAACAGAUCCAUGUGGAGGAAGCAGCAGCUUCUCAAUCAAAGCAAAGUGAUGGGGUAGAUGAUGCUUCUGUUUCUGCAAGUGCAACUGACAUGUCAGAUGGGCUAGUGGCAUCUACUUUGCCUAUUUCGGAGGCCGAUGGAAGUGCAGGUGUUAUCCAUGAAGCCACGAAUCAACAUGGGAAAGUUGUUGAUAUAGGUCCAUCUACUGUAGAAAAUGUGGAAAUUCCGUCUGGGUAUGGAUAUUGUGGAAAUGAUGGGGAAAGUGUUCAAUCUGAUAGGUUGGUUACAGAAGCAUCCAGUCCACAAUAUUUUCCCGAGGAUUCUUUUGUGUUUGUUGCUGAAAGUGACAAAAGGCCUCUUUUAAAUAAACUAGCAAGUACAUCUGAUGGAUAUGCUAUGUCUCCUUUUGAUGAUUUGGGCCAAGUCACUUUCUUGCAGCUGAUAGAGGUUAUAAAGGGACUUAAUGAAGACGAGUAUAGGUUACUGCUCGAGUCUCGGGGAUCAGUUUCUAAUGUUGAGUUGGGGACUACCAAUUCGUUCUCAUCACAAAAUGGCUUUCCGGGUUUGUUGGAGAGACUUGGAGAAGAAUUGUUCCUCACAAAGUGCACGAAAGAUAUCCUUCAAUUGCAACUUUCUGAACAGUCUGAUCUACAAAUAGAGAAUGAUCACCAUUUGCAUCAAUUGGAUGAUGAAAUAUCUGUGCUUCAUGCAUCACUCAAAGAAGCUCGUGAGAGGGGUAACUCCCUUGCUGAAGAGCUUGCAGAAUGCAGAUCUGAACUUCAGGCUAGUUUUAGUGGGAGGGAGGAGCUUGAGCAGCAAUUUCACAAAGCAAAGGUAGAAGUCGAGGAAGUUUCUGCUAGAGCAUACAAGUUGCAGAAUAGUCUGGAGAUGUCUCAAUCAGAAUUAUUGAGACUAUCCAAGGAAUUGGCCAACAGCCAGGAUUUUGUUGCAGCCUUGCAGGUGGAAGUUGAAAACUUAAAUGGCAAUCUUGUUUCCUUGACCGAGGAGAGAAAGAUAGUUGAGGAGGGAAAAAAUUCUUGUCUCCAUGAGAAUGAGAAGCUGUUGAAUGAAUUAGCUGACUGCAAGAGUUUGAUAGCAGCUUUGCAGACAGAAAGUUCCAACUUGAGGGGAACUGUUGCUUCAAUGACAGAUGAGAAAAUCAAGCUCAAUGGGGAAAAGGAGUACCUUGCUGAUUGUCAUGAUAAGAUUUGCCUGGAGUUAUCUGAUUGUAAGGGUUUGGUGGAAGCUCUACAAGUGGAAAAUCUGAAAUUAAGUGGGAGCCUUGCCAUGGCUACAGAAGAGAGAAAGAAAUUUGAAGAGGACAUGAGUUAUUCAGCCCAGGAGAGAGAUAGACUUUCAUCUGAGCUUCUUGUCCUUCAUGAUGAGUUAUCUAAAGAUCAUGCAGAAUGCUUGCAAUUUGAAUCUGAGCUAAAAGAGAUGACAAUGCGUCUUGAACAACUUACGGAGGAAAAUAUAUUUCUUAGCAGCAAUCUGGAUAUACAUAAAGUUAAGCUACAAGAAAUUGAAGACUUGCAAGCCCAAAAGUCAUCCCCGGUUGGCAAAGCUGCGAAUCCAGUUGGAAGUUUGGAAACACUGAGCAAGGUUUGGGAGGAUGCAUCUGAUGUUGAGCAUGAUGGUGAAGCUACCUUUUCAAUGUCUGAGAAAUCCAUGUCUGGUAACUUUGAAGUAGCUCCGCCACUAGCACUGUUGGGGCAGGAAGUCUUUGAUGAUUCCUUGGGUUUUGUAGCCUUGAAGGGACACCUUGAGGAGGCAGGAAAAGUUAUGCUAGGUCUUGAAAAGGAAAUUGAAGUGGUGCACUCUCAUUCGGUAUCACUAAUUAGAGCUGGUGGUAAAAGUGCAUCUCCUGCAGUGUCAAAACUAAUUCAAGCUUUUGAGUCAAAGGGGCAACACGAUGAGAAUGAGGCAGAGCAUGGUUCCAUGAAAGAGGAUCAAUCACCAGCAACAGAUCCUUUUGCUUCAAUGAAAGAAUACACAGGAAAUUUGAAGGCAAUCCUUAAGCGAUUGACUCUAGAUGCUGAGAAUGCCAGUUUAAUGUUCAAGACGGAGAGAGAUGAUAUAAGCAUUGCUAAUUGCACUAUCAGGGAGCUCAAGUUUCAGGCUGAAGCCCUGAAGGAACACAAUGAUAAUUUGGAAGCAACCAACAUCCAACUUGGUGUUCUUUAUGAAGCUGUAAAGCAGCAUUUGUCUGAUUUUAAUGAAAAAAACAACAAGCUUGAAGUUCUUUGUGAUUCCCUGAGACAACAAGAAUUCAGUCUUAAAGCAGAAAAUUCUGAGUUUGGCAGAAAACUGAGUGACUGCGAAUUGAAAAUUGAAGAUUUGCAGAGUCAGUUGCAUGGUUUACAGAAAAGUUCAGAUGAGAAGGCUUCCGUACUUCAUGAUGAACUAGCAAAAUCCCAAAUGGAAGCAGCUGAGAGGGCAUUGACAGUUGAGCAGGAAUGGAAUUCAACCGUUGCCCAGAUUAUUGAAGCAGUUGAUAGGCUAGAUGUCUCUACUGGAUUUUCGCUCACCUCCACCGCCUCAAUGCCCAGUCAUGGUUCCUUGGAUGUAAGCAGUCAUGUUACUGCCUCUGUUAAUGCUGCUACAAAUACGAUACAGGAUCUGAAGGCGAAACUUGAAGCUUCUUCCAGAGACCAUGAAACUGCCUCUAACUUAUUCAAUGGAGUGAGUGAGAAGUGCAAUGAGUUGCUUGGAAAAAGUGAGUUGGUUAAUGCCACUUUGCAUAAGCUGUACUCUGAGCUUAGAAAAAUUGUGAUUGAUUCAUGUGGUUAUGUGGAAGAAAGUAAUUUACAAGAUGAGGAAUUGCCUGACACUGUAGAUUAUAUUAGAUUCAAAGCCCUUUUGGAGAAAUUGGAGAAUGCUUUGGCUGAGAGGCUACAACUUCAGUCUGCAAACAAGAAACUUAACUCUGAGUUGAUGAGUCAAAUAAAAGAUAUUGAGGAACUGAACAGAAGGUGCCAUGAUUUUAGUUCCAUUCAAAGGCUAAUUGAAGAUGUUGAGGGUGAAGUGAAACUUGAAGAUGGUGGGGCAGACUCAGAGAUGACACCUGUUUCCCAUCUGGAGUCAUUGGUGUCUUUCCUUGUGCACAAAUACAAGGAGGCUAAGGAGCAGGUUAACUCAUCUAGAGAAGAGUUUGGUUCUAAGGUACUGGAAAUGACAGAACUGCAGAAGGAGAUACAUCAGUUAACUGGGUUGACGCUUCAGCAUGAGAAUGAAAUCCUUGUACUUAAGGAGCAUGUGACCCAGGCUGAGGAAGCUCUUGUUGCUAUGCGAUCUGAAUGGCAGGAGAAAGUAAGUGAACUCCAACAGUCAGAGCAGAGGGUAUCAUCCAUUAGAGAGAAGCUUAGCAUAGCUGUUGCCAAGGGGAAGGGGCUGGUUGUGCAGCGUGACAGUCUCAAGCAGUCCCUGGCAGAGACAUCUGGUGAAUUGGACAGAUGCUCACAGGAGUUACAGCUGAAAGAUUCCAGGCUGCAUGAAAUUGAAGCAAAACUGAAGACCUAUUCAGAGGCUGGUGGGCGCGUGGAAGCUCUGGAAUCUGAACUUUCAUACAUCCGCAACUCAGCUACUGCACUGAGAGAAUCUUUUCUUCUAAAAGACUCGGUACUCCAGAGGAUAGAGGAGAUUUUAGAAGAUCUGGAUCUGCCAGAGCAUUUCCAUUCAAGAGAUAUAAUCGAAAAGGUUGAUUGGUUAGCAAGAUCAGCAACUGCAAACACUUUACUGCCUACAGAUUGGGACCAAAAAAGUUCAGUUGGGGGUUCACAUUCUGAUACUGGUUUUGUUGUCACAGAUACCUGGAAAGAGGAUGUACAGUCUGGCUCAAAUUCAGGGGAUGAUUUGAGAAGAAAAUAUGAGGAGCUUCAAAGUAAGUUUUAUGGCUUGGCUGAACAAAAUGAAAUGCUGGAGCAAUCCUUGAUGGAAAGGAACAACUUGGUUCAGAGAUGGGAAGAACGUUUAGCUAGGAUCAAUUUGCCUUCCCACUUGCGGUUGGCCGAGCCAGAGGAUCGGAUUGAGUGGUUAGAAAAUGCACUUUCAGAGGCUAGCCAUGAUAGAAAUUCUCUGCUGCAGAAGAUUGAUGAACUUGAAAAUUAUUGCAGAUCAGUUACUGCAGAUUUGGAAGAGUCACAAGAUAGAGUAUCUCACCUCAUUGCUGAGUUGCAGGAGUCAUCAAAGAGAGUAUCUGACCUUGAGAGAGACCUUCAAGCAGUUAUCCUUGAGAGAGAGAACCUUUUUGAAAGAUUGGAGAUUCUGACUUCUGAUGUUGAGAAACUUUCAGCAAGGACAGUCCAAUUUGAACUAGACAAUGAAAAACUGCAGAAUGAAGCAUCUGCUUUGCAGGAGAAAUUGGUUGACAAGCUUGGGAUUGAGGAGCGUAUUCAGAGCAUUAAUGAUGAGAUAAGAAGGAUGCAGGAUUUGGUUUGUGAUGCGUUGCAGGAUCCUGGUGCAAAAGAUUUUAUAUCUGAUGGCAGCAGUACAGAGUGUCUGGAAAGAUUACUGAGGAAGCUUGUAGAGAACCACACAACACUUUCUUCUGCAAAAUCUGUGCCUGUCGAGGCAGUUGUAGAUUACCAUGCUAAAGGAACUGAUGCCAAUUUUAUUGAAGGCCAAACUAGAGAUAUAUUGGACUUUGAGGAAUCUGAUGCAGCUCUUCUGAAGAGAGAUGCAUGGGGUAAUGAGGAAGAAAAUGGGGAUUCUCUGAAAAAAGAACUGGAAGAGACUUUGAGUGAACUGGCAUGUGUGCAGGAGGAAAGAGACAGAGACAGAGAGAAGCAGCAGUCUUUGAUUUGUGAAGUUGAAGCAAAGGAGAAAAAGAUAUUGGAGUUACAAGAACUACUGCAUCAGGAGGAACAGAAGUCUACUUCUGUGAGAGAGAAGCUGAACGUUGCUGUUAGAAAAGGGAAGUUAUUGGUACAACAGCGUGAUAGUCUGAAACAAACCAUUGAAGAGAUGAAUGCGGAGUUGGUGCUCUUGAAAACUCAGAUUAAGGACAGGGAAAAUGCUCUUGCAGACAAUGAACAGAAGAUGAGAGACUUCGCCACUUACCCUGAAAGGGUGGAAGCCCUUGAAGCUGAUAGUUCACUCUUGAGAAAUCAUUUGGCUGAAACUGAGCACCUUCUGCAGGAGAAAGGGCAUACUUUAACCAUGAUGUUGAAUGUUCUCGGAGACGUCGAUGUUGGUGCUGAAAUUUACAGCAAUGAUCCAAUCGAGAAGUUGGAAUACAUGGGGAAACUAUGCCGUGAUUUGCAUGCUGCUGUGGCUUCAGCCGAACAAGAAUCUAAAAAAUCUGGAAGAGCGGCAGAACUGCUGCUUGCUGAAUUAAAUGAAGUCCAAGACAGGAAUGAUAGUCUACAAGAGGAGCUGGCUAAAGCCAGUAUUGAAAUUUCAGAGAUCUCCAAGGAGAGGGAUACAGCGGAGGCUGCAAAACUGGAAGCUCUUUCACGUCUGGAAAGGUCGUUCACAGUUCAUGCACAGGAGAAAAGGAAACAAUAUUCAGAGCUUGCAGUGUUAAAAUCUACGGCAGACAAACUCAGGAAAAGCUUCUCUGAUAUCAAUGAUCUACUGGGUGGUGUUUUCACCAUGGAACUGGAAUUUCUGCAAAAUGUAGAGGCUGGUAUGGCAUCAUGUGUUAAAAGAACAGAAACUAAUCCUGCAGUUCAUGUUCCACCUUUUAGCAGGGCUGAUGGCAUUACUUUCAACACUUCAGAAAACAUGGACAACUUUUCUGUGGAGUUUUCAUCACAAUCCAGCAUGCCAGAUGAUUUUGAUGAUAAUUUUAUUAUUGAAGUUUGUAAUACUGUGCAAGAAUUAAUGAAAGAAAUUGGUGCAGUUAAAGUAAUAUUAGGCGAACAUUCUGGUGCAUUACAUAACCAAGCCAGAAAUCUAUCAAAAUUGAUCGGGAUCCUUCAUAGAGAAAUGAUUUCCCAAAAAGAGUCAUUUGAGGCCUUGGAAAAAGAAAAUAAGCAUAUAAAAUCAGCAGAAAAGGAAAAGGAAAAGGAAAUUGUUGUAUUGCUCAGAAACAUUAGUUUGCUUUAUGAAGCAUGCACCAGUUCUAUCAUGGAAAUUGAAAAUAGAAAAGCUGAAGUAUCAGGAAAUGCUUUGGCUACUGGUGACAUGGCAGUGAACUGGAAACCUGCAAGAUUCGCUGAUGGUGGUGGGCAUAAUUUUCCAUCUGAGGAGCAUUUCAAGACCAUGGCAGAAAGAUUGUCCGUGGCAGUCAAGGAAUUUUUUAGUAUAAAAGGUGACAUCACAGAGGGUGAAAAGAAAGAAAUGAAAGUUAUGAUAUCAAAUUUGCAGAAAGAGCUUCAGGAGAAGGACAUUCAAAGAGAGAGGAUUUGCAUGGAGCUAGUUAGUCAAAUUAAGGAAGCAGAAUCAGCUGUAACAAGCUACUUGCUAGAUCUGCAAUCUUCAAGAACUCGCAUCUAUGAUUUGGAGAAACAGGUAGAUGUGAAGGAAGAGGAGCGGGAAUUAUUGAAGCAGAGAGUAAAGGAACUUCAAGAUGGGCAAGCCAUAUCAGCAGAUUUACAGGAGAGGGUCAGAUCGCUGACCGAUGUGCUUGCUGCGAAAGAGCAAGAAAUUGAAACCCUGAUGCAAGCUCUUGAUGAGGAAGAGGUCCAGAUGGAAGAUUUAACUAGCAAAACAAAAGAACUGGAAAAGAUUUUGCAGCAAAAGAAUUUGGACAUUGAGAACCUUGAAGCUUCUCGUGGAAAGGCUCUGAAAAAGCUUUCCAUCACUGUGAACAAGUUUGAUGAGCUCCAUCAUUUUUCCGAAAGUCUCCUUGCUGAGGUUGAAAAACUUCAAUCACAAUUGCAAGAGCGUGAUGCUGAAAUAUCUUUCUUAAGGCAAGAGGUCACUAGGUGCACCAAUGAAGUUCUGGUUGCAUCUCAGAUGAGCAGCAAGAGAAAUUCAGACGACAUCCAUGAAUUGUUGUUGUGGUUGGACACAUUGGUUUCUCAAGUCGGGAUGCAAGAUGUUAAUCUUUAUGAUAGCAGUAUGGCACCUGAGCACAAGGAAUUGCUUCAGAAGAAGAUUACGAGCAUUGUGUCUAAAUUGGAGGAUCUACAGGUGGUGGCUCAAAGCAGGGACACAUUAGUGCAAACAGAAAGGAAUAAAGUAGAUGAGUUAACACGUCGAAUAGAAACUCUUGAGAGCUCUUUACGUGAGAAAGAAUCCCAAUUAAAUAUGCUUGAAGGGGUUGAAGAUUUGGGACAGACAACCAACUCAGUCUCAGAAAUUGUGGAAGUCGAACCAGUGAUCAACAAAUGGGUAGCCCCUGUGCCCUCCAGUUCAUCUCAAGUUCGCAAUUUGCGCAAAGUCAACAAUGAUCAAGUUGCUAUUGCUAUAGAUGAGGAUCCUGUUGGCAAGAAUAGUUUAGAGGAUGAAGAUGAUGAUAAAGUUCAUGGUUUCAAGUCGCUUACUACAUCGAGAAUUGUACCGAAGUUUACAAGACCAGUGUCUGACAUGAUAGAUGGUCUAUGGGUUUCUUGUGACCGGGCAUUAAUGCGUCGGCCUGCCCUACGUCUUUGUAUAAUUAUCUACUGGGCUGUCUUGCAUGCACUUCUUGCAACUUUUGCGGUUUAGCGAGCAACACAGGUGGUGUCUAUAAUUGCCAAUCUAUUUAAUGUUCUCUAUUUGGUUUAAAGGCUAGAUGGAUGGAGGCUCCUUUUUCAGGAUUGUAUCUCUGCUGGGUCUUUCAGCCUGUGUGUAGAGUAGAUUGAAACCCACGAUAUUUGGUCAGAUUGAUUCAUUAUUUAGCUCAAUCAGGCAGCUGUGAUUGCCGUUUUAUUUUUACAAAUCGCAGAUUGCACUGUUGCAUCCAAUAAGGAGAAAUUGCCAUUACACAGGAUAUAGUUUUAGAUCUUGCCUUACCUGAACCCAUCAAUCAAAAGGUGAAUCGCGUUGCCGUCACCCGUCAGUGUUUCUGGGUUCCUCUUUUUGGAAAUUAUACAAAAGCAACAAUGCUUUGUAUGGGAUUGUAGUUUGUACAUAUUGGGUCUCUGGACUCCAUUUUUUUAGCAAAUGAAGCAUACAUCAUAUUAUUUCUUGA